CAGAGAGGGAGGAGAGGAAAAGUUGCUAAUGGACUGUGAGCUGUUGGUAUUGAUCAGGCACACAGACAUAGAGGUGAGAUGCAGCACAAUGACCUGACAGCGCUGCUGAUCGAAAACUAAUUCCCCUCCAUCGUAAUCAUCAUCUUCUUCAUCACUGUCGUCACAAUCCCAUCAAAGCCACAGAUGGGACAUGGUUCAGCCACAAUAACAUUGUCUGUAGAAAUGGAAAAUAAAUUGUGAUUCUCACAAAUGUUCUGUCAGAUGCUAAAGAACUAAGAGUGAUAUCUACUGAUAGGCAGGAUUUGCUUGUUUAUUAAACUAAUUUUUAGUCAUGCUUAUACAGUAUAGACACAGCCUCUUCAUGCAAACUAAUCUUUCAUUACUGACAAUGCACUAGUUUUACAACCACUGAUGUCACUUCAGAAUCGGAAUCGGAAUCGGAAUCGGAAUCAUCUUUAUUUGCCAAGUAUGUCAAAAACACACGAGUAAUUUGUCUCCGGUAGUUGGAGCCGCUCUAGUACGACAACAGACAAGUCGAUUGACAGAGAAUACGUUUGAAACAUAAAAACACAGUCACUGAGCAAUAAAAGGUUACCAGUAAUGUGGUAAUGCCGGUACAUUUUUUUUAUUUUUUUGACAAUUCUGCAGUCCUGUCAUAUUGUCCAUAUAUUUUUUUAAUUGGUGCUGCUUGCUUAAAACUAGAUGGGGCCUGAAAGUAACCUUGGCCGCUGGUAGCUGUGUGCUUGUGUAACUUGUUUAUCACAGGAUGGCGCCAUCAACAGGAACCAGAUAGGGCGAAUGCCGCAGAACAAGGACAAGUUGGAGCCACGCGUACCUUUACUGUUAUCUAUAAGUUGUGAGGGCUGCAAGGGAAAGGUGCUUUUUUUUCUCUCCAUCUGCAGCGCGGUUGCGAGGUUGGUUUCAGGGAGAGAGAAACAGCCCAGAAUUCUGUGACUCUGGAAUCUGACUGGACUCCUGAGAUAAAAACACUGAACAAAUGGCAACUCUUUUGCAACUGGCGCAAAUUCUCCAACAAACUUGGUGACCCUGUCAUGCUCUCCAGGAAAGGGUGUUUUCUGGACAAUCCAUGGCACACACUUCUCCUCAAUAUCCAGGCCGGCCAUCUAAACAAGGCCGUUGAAGAGUUAUUCCAAAAUAAUCGGGAGAGUCUUCAACACCUUAAAGACAACGUACCUGCUCAUAUGCCCAACCUAUGUCCCAAUAAAGAAAAUGAACCAAUAACACACAAGAGCCAAGUGCCAGAUGUGGAAUCCACCCAGCAGCAAACUGUCAAAAUCAAGAGCCAUGUCAGACAGAUAGAGUUUAUCACUCUGACAGAGUUUGAAUGUAUCCCUCGGUAUAUGAAAGGACGGCUGUCAUACGAUCAACUCAACAAAGCAGUGGAAAACAUUAAUACAGCUGUUGUAGCCAAGUAUAAAAUUUUCCACCAGCCUUUGAAAACGCUCAACAACCAUGCACGCAAGCUGUACCAGCGUUUCAAGGAUCAGGAGACUAAAGACACUAAAGGUGAAUAUUUUGUGGUGGAAGACGAUUUUCGCGAAUUCACUCAGAUGAAAGUGGACAAGCGACUGCAGGGAAUUCUGAACAUGUUGCGGCACUGCCAGCGCCUGCGAGAGUUGCGAGGAGGAGGCAUUACCCGUUACAUGUUCUUAUGAAUAAGCAACACCUAGGCUUGAGAUUUUUUCAGUUGUUGUUAUGAAUAAACAAUACUGUCU
Molecule: messenger RNA, 1736 nt
Organism: Phycodurus eques (leafy seadragon)
Lineage: Eukaryota; Metazoa; Chordata; Actinopteri; Syngnathiformes; Syngnathidae
Gene: ska1
Product: spindle and kinetochore associated complex subunit 1
Exons: 6
Coding region: 1053-1676 (207 amino acids)
Biological process (GO): mitotic cell cycle; chromosome segregation; regulation of microtubule polymerization or depolymerization
Cellular component (GO): outer kinetochore; mitotic spindle; spindle microtubule
Molecular function (GO): microtubule binding
Source: RefSeq, a predicted model, not a curated record